AUGUUGAUAAUAGCAGGAAAGAGGAAACGCCGUACUCGUUCGGAGCUACUUGUGUUCAUCUCGGUAAUAUUAAUUUUCACUGCACCCGGUGUCUGCUACACACGAUACAUCAACGAUAUUCGAGCAACUGAUGAGAUCUGUCCGAGUGAGAAUUUUCUACCCAUGGGUGUCAACCGAUGGAGUAACGGUGUACACUUCCAACAUCGUGGACAAAACGUUUGGGGUCAAUUGGCAAUCGUCAUAAUUGCAAUAAUGUUUGCUUUACCUCCACUUGGACUGAGCUGCUUUCAGAUCGCUACCGGUGCGGCUCUCUUUUAUGUGCAAAUAUGUUUGUCGACAGUAUCAGUAUUGAUUUUCCUGGCUCUUGGAGGUGUGGAAACCUGGUAUGCAACCGGUUACAGCCAUAUGGGACCGCUAAUUAGACAAAUUGGUGGUGGCCAAUUCAGCGGUUGUAUGAAUCUGCCAAACUGUGAUAUAUUAUUCCUCGUCAAAGGAUGGGCAGCUGCUGCGAAAGGAAACUGGGAUUGUGAGGGUGUUGCGAGACUGAACGAAUGUGAAGCAUACUCACAAACAUAUACAACACCCGUGACAUCUCGCACUUCAUAUGACCCAUCAGAACCGAAUCGUGUCGACAGUUACCGCACAAGAAUACACGUCGGAAGUAGUAAGUUUUAA
Messenger RNA from Acanthocheilonema viteae, 675 nucleotides. Lineage: Eukaryota; Metazoa; Nematoda; Chromadorea; Rhabditida; Onchocercidae. The record is from the annotation of a GenBank genome assembly.